CAAUCUCCGUGGCGCUGGGUAACUCUCACCGAUCCAUGCGGUCGACUCCUCAGGCACGACCGCAUUGAGUUGCAAGAAAUUGUAGAUCUGGAUAUACUUAGCCCGGACUCCCACACUCUCUUGAUCGAGGCCAUACUGUGUGAUGGAUUGACACACAAAUCGGGUUUGACAUCAAUAUUUUAUUAUUACUUUCGUUGCCCACGUUCGACUUGGCAUGAAGUUCCUGGAAUAACGUGAGAUGGGAAUCUGACACAUUUCCCGUUCACUCGGAAUAUGGUUAGCGAGGUUCGCAUUUCUGUUGAUGCUGGUGUCUCCCGCUACCGUGUUGCAUUGACCCUGAGCAGUCGCAUCAACGACGGCCGGAACGGCCUGGACAGUCGCCAAAGUCGCGUUUCAUCGUGCUGCAUAUAAAGGAGUCGUGGUCAGGAUACUUGAGAGCUUCGGCCUUCGGCUGGUUAGUCUAUCAAACGUCAAUCACCUAACCAUCAACUAUCAAGCCAAAGAACCAGGAUGUCGAGCUCGCUCCUCAAGUACUUCGCUUUUGCUGGUAUAGUGUUGGACUUGGUGACAGUGUCCAUUGCUUGUUCUGGUGACGAACACGGCCUUCAUGGUCAUUUACAUGACCGGAGAGCGUUCUCCACGGGUCCAAUCGCGCCGCCAACUAGGCCGCUUGUAUGGGGAGACGUGAAUGUCAUCCAUACGACGGAUACACAUGGAUGGCUACUGGGACAUCAGAAGGCUUCUGCUCCGGAGCCUAAUUACAGUGGAGACUUCGGCGACUUCGCGUCUUUUGUUACACAUAUGCAACAAAUUGCGCUUGAGAAGGAUGUUGACCUUCUUCUGGUUGACACUGGAGACUUGCAUGAUGGGACGGGACUCUCGGAUGGGUUUCCGCCUGGAGAUAUUGAUGGACACGAAUCGGACCAAUUCAUCAAGCAGUUACCAUACGACGUCCUAUCAAUAGGAAACCAUGAACUGAGCGACGGUUAUGCGGUUGCACUUGACAUGCACACCGAUUUUGCGCCAUUCUGGAAGGGACGCUACUUGACGUCGAACGUGAAUAUCACUGUGUUUGACGAGAACCAGAACCCGGUCAGCGUCCCAAUUGGAGAGCGCUUCGUUAAGUUUACGACGCGGAAGGGAAGGAAGGUCACGUCCCUCGGAGUCUUGUUCGACUUUACCGGUAAUGCCCCAAACACGACGGUCCAAAAGGUGGAAGAUAUGGUAAAUGAGCAAUGGUUCAAAGAUGCUAUUGCAGAUGAACCUGACUUCUUCCUACUCAUCGGCCAUAUGCCCGUCUCCCGUGACAACUGGCCGACCGUCUUCAACGCUGUCCGAGCCGUUCAUCCGGCUACGCCAAUAUUGAUCUUCGGUGGCCAUACACAUAUUCGGGAUUGCGUGCAACUUGAUGGACGGUCGAUGGCACUCGAAAGUGGACGUUACAUGGAGACGAUUGGAUGGAUGAGCGUAGACCUCGACGAAUCCAAUCGCAAUGGCACAAACAACCUAACUUUCACGAGGCGAUAUCUUGAUCAGAAUCGUGUUACGUAUGAGUUCCACUCGGGACAAAGUAACCAGACCUUUGAUACACAAGCAGGAGAAGCGAUCACUGCCGGAAUGAACCAGCUUGCCGAGAGAUUCGACCUUUCAUUCCAGUUUGGCACCGUACCACAUGAUUUCCUUUUGACGAGGGCACCGUUCCCCUCAAAUGAUUCCUUGCUCUCCUUGUUCAUUCAAGAGGCAGCUCCCGUUGCAUUGGCUAUCAACAACUCUCGCACAGGAAUCCCGAACGUCAUGAUAACUAACUCUGGUUCACAGCGUUUCGAUGUCUUGCAAGGCCCGUUUACAAAGAACGACCAAUUCACAGCUUCUCCAUUUGCUGAUUCGUUCCUGUUCAUCCCGAACGUACCAGCUGGCGUCGCGAAUCAAGUCCUCCCGGCAUUAAAUCAACAGGGUGCGCAGGAGAAACGCGCAAUACUCGAAGGCCGUGAAGAGGAAUUAUAUAGGCGAGGGUUCGUCGACGAGCGCUACUUUGCAUGGCUGAGGGAGAUGGCCGAAAGGGAGGGAGCACUUGAAAAAAGGGCGGCAGGAAACUUGACGUUGGGAUAUGUUACUUCGGAUGCGUGCCCAGGAGUUGGAGAUGAUGUGCCUCACACGCCACUUCCCUUCUUCUCCAUUCCGGACUUCAUCGGCUCCGUUCCACCAAACGUCACUGACGAUACGCCUAUUGAUCUUGUCUUUGUCGAUUUCAUCGAGUCGCAGCUUAUUGGAAUCCUGAACAUGGUGUCGAAUGCAACGACGUUUACAUCGGCGGAGGUACAGCCGUACAGUCCGAUCCUUGCGAAUCAGGUGUUAGGUGUCUUCGCACAAGCUGCAUGGAAUUGAGGUGUUGUCUCACGAUACUGAUGACAGAAAAGACACAUACGGUCUUGCACGGUAUGCCCGUGGGUGCGUGUUAAUGCUGUAGGAUAUGCAUUCCGUAAUAGCUUUUGAGCACAUGCAAUAUGAACUCAGAAUUUGCAACUCCUAUCCUGUCACAUUAUGUGGAACAUCAACGAGGGAAAUUGUCCUGGACGCGACACGAGUCAAAUGAUGAUGAAGCAAUUAUAUUGCACUAUCAUUCUUCGGCAUGCUUCGUCCCAGACUCCUGGUCAUCAUCCUUCUCCGAGGAAGAUUGAGGACUUUCAUCUUCCGACUUUCUAUCAUCCAUCCCCUCAAGGUGCUCUGUCUUGACCUGUUCAGCUUGAGCUAUUUCGGCUUUAUUCUGUCGUUUCCGAAGUCUCCUCCUUUUCUUCUUUUCCUCAGUUGGAGGGAGCGGACCUUGAAACGACAGAAAAUCACCAUCGCCUUGUCCCACAUGUUCUUUAAGUAAUGAGUUCAGGUUUACACGCGCGUUCUGUACGACAGAGGCACUGUGAACGAGGCGGGCAUAGUCAGAUGGACGAAUGGGUGAAGUAACUUGUGAGGGUACAUCCUUGUCAGUAUUAGGAUUUGGAGUUGGACUGGACUUGUAGAGUGCUUCGAGUCUUUUGCCAACGCGUUCCAGCGUUUCGGAUGAUGCGAGUCCAUUCAUGCUUGCUGCUACGAGGACACUUUUCCAAUUCAAUGGAGCCAGUCGACAACGUAAAAUAGGAUCAACCCGAGGAACAAGAGCAGAACAAGCGGAGAGCACAGCAGAAAGGUGUUCCGCUGUCGAUGCGGCAAGAGCUCGACUUCCAAUUUCAUCAAGUUCAUCUUCCUCGAAGUCCACAUCUGCUUCUGAAUCGGAAUGCUCAGGAGAGGUAGAGGCAGUAGAGGCAGUACGCCGCUGCUUAAGGACCUGAGACGCGAUGUAUUGUACUUCGUCCGCUAGACUCCAUUCGGGGAGAUAUACGUCGCCUGCGAGAAGAGGCCAGCGCGUCCAUUUGUCAGUCGCCGAACGUUUUCUCUUCUUCCCCGCGUGACGUACGGUUCUUCGAGUCUUGCCUUUGACUGUGUCUGAAUGCUCUCCGACCGAGCUGCUGUUUUCAUUUUCACUUAUCUGAGCACUCGAGGUAUCAUCUUUGACUGGUGCGGAACUAGGUGGAAGGCUCGUUGCUCUAUGCUGUUGAUCCUCUUCAUCUUCCAAAUCUGAUAGAUCUAAUUCGCUGUCUUCCUCCUGCACCUGACUGGACUGUGGAGGAAGUUGGGAGAGGUGCGCUGAGAGGUCAAGAGUAUGCUGAGUCCGUAAAGCGCGUAGAAGCGAUGCGUACUCCGUAAGUUCAC
Molecule: messenger RNA, 3744 nt
Organism: Fomitiporia mediterranea MF3/22
Lineage: Eukaryota; Fungi; Basidiomycota; Agaricomycetes; Hymenochaetales; Hymenochaetaceae
Exons: 17
Coding region: 511-2385 (624 amino acids)
Biological process (GO): nucleotide catabolic process
Cellular component (GO): cytosol
Molecular function (GO): hydrolase activity
Source: RefSeq, a predicted model, not a curated record